Messenger RNA from Oenanthe melanoleuca, 9606 nucleotides. RefSeq names its product sestrin 3 (gene SESN3). The transcript is spliced from 10 exons. The record is from RefSeq and is a predicted model, not a curated record. Gene Ontology annotation, biological process: positive regulation of macroautophagy; cellular response to leucine starvation; cellular response to L-leucine. Gene Ontology annotation, cellular component: nucleus. Gene Ontology annotation, molecular function: oxidoreductase activity, acting on peroxide as acceptor; L-leucine binding. NCBI's taxonomy places the organism in Eukaryota, Metazoa, Chordata, Aves, Passeriformes, Muscicapidae. Bases 94 to 1566 code for a protein of 490 amino acids.
GGAUGGGGGCGGCCGGCGGCGCGGGCAGCUGAGCGGCGCGCAGCGUCCUGGGCCUCCCCGUCCCGCCCGGCCGUGGCCGCCAUCCCCGCCACCAUGAACCGCCUCGGCUCCGGACCCGUGGGCAGCGCCGCCGCCGCUGCCGCCGCCGCCGGGCAGUACCGGGUGUGCGGCAAUUGCCGGAAGGUGCCGAGACAGGAAAAGAGAGUACAAGUCUCCCCACCGUUGACAAGAGGACCAAGUGCCUUUAUACCAGAGAAUGAAGUUAUGCAAGCAAACGGUUUGGAUGAACGUACGAAUCUUCUUGUGGAAGAAUAUUCUACGUCUGGUCGGCUGGACAACAUCACCCAGGUGAUGAGUAUCCACACUCAGUACCUGGAGUCCUUCCUCCGCAGCCAGUUCUACAUGCUGCGCAUGGAUGGGCCCCUGCCUCUGCCCUACAGGCACUACAUCGCCAUCAUGGCUGCUGCCAGACAUCAGUGUUCCUACCUAAUAAAUAUGCACGUUGAUGAGUUUCUGAAGACUGGCGGGAUUGCAGAGUGGUUGAAUGGUUUAGAAUACAUUCCCCAAAGACUGAAAAACCUGAAUGAAAUAAACAAACUGCUUGCACACCGGCCCUGGCUGAUCACGAAAGAGCACAUCCAGAAACUUGUCAAGACUGGGGAAAAUAAUUGGUCUCUUCCUGAACUGGUGCAUGCUGUUGUCCUGUUGGCACAUUAUCAUGCCUUGGCAAGUUUUGUAUUUGGUAGUGGCAUUAAUCCAGAGAGAGAUCCGGAUACAUCUAAUGGAGUCAGACUUAUAGCAGUCAACAGCUUCUGUGUCUGUGAUCUUGCCAAUGACAACAACAUAGAAAAUGCAUCCCUCACAAGUAGCAACUUCGGGAUUGCAGAUUCUUUAAGUGAGCUGGAGGCCCUGAUGGAAAGGAUGAAGAGACUACAAGAAGAUAAAGAGGAUGAGGAAGCCUCUCAGGAAGAAAUGGCAACUCGCUUUGAGAAGGAGAAGAAAGAGAGUCUGCUAGUAAUUAGUGGAGCAUUUGAUGAUGAAAUAGUUUCUACAGAUGUCUCCCGUUAUGUUGAAGAUCCUGGGUUUGGGUACAAAGACUUUGCAAGGCGAGGAGAAGACCAUCUGCCAACAUUCAGAGCUCAGGACUAUACUUGGGAAAAUCAUGGCUUUUCCCUUGUAAACAGGCUUUAUUCUGAUAUUGGGCAUCUCCUGGAUGAGAAGUUUCGGAUGGUAUAUAACCUCACAUAUAACACUAUGGCAACACAUGAAGAUGUUGAUACAACUACUCUAAGAAGAGCUUUAUUUAACUAUGUCCACUGUAUGUAUGGAAUCAGGUAUGAUGACUAUGAUUAUGGGGAAGUUAAUCAGCUACUUGAACGCAGCCUGAAGGUUUACAUAAAGACAGUGACCUGCUACCCAGAGAGAACUACCAAGCGCAUGUACGACAGCUACUGGCGUCAGUUCAAGCACUCGGAGAAGGUUCACGUCAAUCUGCUUCUGAUGGAAGCUCGGAUGCAAGCCGAACUCCUGUACGCCCUUCGUGCCAUAACUCGUCACUUAACCUGAAGCACUCGCUGGCCAGGAGUACCGGGGCUUUCACUGAGUAUGUAAAGACCUUUGGAAAUAGAUACACACCAGAAGCUGUUUGUGAUGUAGCAUCAGGUUAUUCAAUUCUCUAGUGUCAAAGUUUAGCCGUGCUUCUCGGCGGCUGUAAUGUGCAAUGACGUGUUUUAUUUUCUUGAUGCUUAACAUUACUAAUGAUAACAAAAGUAACACUGAGGAGCGCUACUCUGCAUUGUUCCCGGCUGGAUUUCUGCACAGCCGUCAGGAUCCUGAACCUGGUUUUAUUGUAUCCAAUCCUAGCGCUUUGUUCUUUCAGCACUGCAGUGAAGUGCUUAGAGACUUCUUUUUCCAAGCAAUCAUUUUUCAGAUGAGUGGAGUCCAGCAGAGGAUCAGUUCUGCCUGUCCCGAGAACGUCCCACCACGUCGUGACUGGCGGCAGAGACGCUGCAUCAACUUGCCCACUGGAUUCUCCUGUGUGUUCUGGAGGCUGCUGCAGUCACUGUCUUACUACAGCAAUUGGAGGUGAUGCAAGAUGUGGAUGCAAACAUCGAGCACGCUUUAAUGUGAAAUUAAUCUUGAUAAAUCCUACAGCAUGCUACUGAAGUGCAAAAUUCAUCUGCUCUGUCGUGCCCCUUCACAAAGAGAAGAGGCCUCACGAUUUGCCAUUUCAGCCACACUUACUGUGUUCCAAUCAUUCAUAGUCUUGUUUUACUGACAGUCACCCUCAGUUGUCCUGACAAUAUCCAUGCUCAUCACGUGUUGCAAUUUGUUUAGUUGGCACCUAUAAAAUUAAUACACAGGCUGACCAAAAAUAGGGUUGUGGGGUUUUUUGCACUCUCUUCUUUAUCAAUGUUUUAACUGAGGAAAGUAAAGGAAGGCUAGUAUAUCUAUUCUUUCAUAUUGGAUGUAUAGAAAUUAUUUCCCGUAACUUUUUCAUAGCAUGAAAUUGUAAUAUUCAAAGUUUUAAAAGUUUCUAUGCAUUAGUGUGAGUGAACAAAAGAAAAGUGCAAUAUCUAAAAAGAAAGCAAGCUUUUUUCCCUGACAUGCCACUGCUAAAGUGUCCUUCUUAUAUAGCCAUAAAGAAAUUUUAAAACCAAAUUUCUUUAUUGUCUAAGGCCUAGCAGUUUUGUUUUAGCUUUUACGGCUUAAGACAACCUGAUACCGAGAUGCCAAAGCAUCCCCAAAACAAAGCAUAUUUGGACAACCAGGAAUCUUGGGGAAGGGAAGAAAUAAGCUGCCAAAAAUGUCACACUUUUGUGCUGUUUUCUGUUGCUUUUGACUAAUUUUUGAGAGCACAAAAUGUUGAUAUUUAUAGCUUUAUUUUGUAUUGCAUUUAAUGAACCAGUGAAGUGCCUAAAGAGAUGCUUAAACUUACCCAGUAGAAUACAAGUUAACUGCUUCAACUUUUGUCUGUUGGUUUGGACUUUUCAUGUUUCUUUUGAGGAGGGUGACCUUUAUUUCUGUGGUAUGCAUUCAAAACUAACUGGACAGGUUUAUUUUUAAUGUUCUGUUGGAUUGUAGAAGUUAAUGCAGGACUUUUUUUUCAUUAGUGAUUGCAGAAUAGUUAGAAAAAAAUACUACCAGUCAUAUUUUGACACUUUUCAUUUACAAAACCAUGGACCAGUACUUUACUAAAGUUAGUUUUCUCUUUUCUUACCUUUUCCUGAUCCUUGCUUUGACUUUGCAUGUUGGUUUUUCUGCUUUAUCUGUCCGUUCCAGAUUGGAAAGCCCAAUGAUUGUACACUUUUCUGCACUUUUAGACUGCAGACUCUGCAUGUGAAGACAUUUUGAGGAAAAAAUCAGUAAUUAUUUUUUUAAAUGUCACAUUGGCUCUUUAGAAAACUACCCAACAGACAGCACUGGUCUGUCUUCUAAAGAGCAUUGGGUAGAACAUCAGAUUUAUUUAUCUUGUAUUGCUAACUGCAAGAUUUCUCAGAAAUGCUGAGAUGCUCAUAUGUGUGAACUUAGAUUUGCUUUCUAAAUUGUUAUGAUCCUUUUCCCCCCCUCUUGUGAUUGUAGUGGCCAGACCUAAUGGCUUCUGCUGAGAGAAGUCUUCAUGCAAUACUUUUGUUUUUUUCAAGUGAUGGUUACUGUUCAGUACUACUUUAAAUUUCUUUGCAUUGAAAAGUCAAGUAGUUCUCAAGAAGCACAGUUGAGCUCUGGAAAGGAGGUGAAACUAGAUUUGGGUAACUAAUAUGAUGGCUUCAUUUCCCCUCAGAAAUGCAAAGAUUUCUGGAGUAGGUUGAGUUUUACAUUUGGAAACAUGCGUGCCUUUACUUCUUUCCUUAUGAAAUAUACUUGCCAGCUCAAAUGCCUUUGUGAGCAAAGUACAUGAGCAGAUUUGGAAUACAGAAACCAUAAAUGGAUUGCUUCAUAAAACUUGUAGUAAACCAGUGUUUUGUUUUGGAUUUUUUAAUGCCAUAUCAAGUUCCAUAUGGCCUGCAAGACAUUCCAUCAUAGGAAAUGUCAUUGUACAACUAGUUUGCUAUUUCUCUUUUUUUUUUUUUUCUUUAAUAUUAAAUGCAAACUUGAAACAUCUGGAAAUGUUUUCCACGUGGCAUUUUUUUUCAAAGCAUUGCAUUUACAGUGCAACAAUUUAUAGCCUAGUUUUUAUACACAAAUUUGGGAUUUUUAAUAGAUGUUUGUUCAGAACAAGUUUGUUCAGACAACGCUACCAUACACUUUAUGUGUGUGUGCUUUAGGUUCACACUGUGCCAACUUUUAAUGUGCAAAUGUUCUUGAUUUUUUUUUGCAUUUUUAAAGCACUCAUGAAUGUGAAUCUUCACACCUUGUUCAUUUAUAUUUUUCUUAAUAGUACCAUAAUAACUGGAAGUGUAGAUCCUCCCCCUCUGUGAUCCUUCAUUGGAAUUGGUAAUUACCAGCAUUCAUGUUAGUCUACAAAAUCCCAGCCGUGACCAACAUAAAAACAAAGUGUACAGUCUCCUGUCUGCUGGAGAGAAAGCUUGAUAGGUACAAAUUAACCAGCUAGCACAGAACACUGUGAGUAGGGAACAGAGCUUUUGAGCAUGAACAGCUUCUUAUCAUUGCAGAGUCACUUAAAAUGUGUGUUGCUGUAGAGUAUGUCCUUGCUGAGAUUGCUCUAUUUUUUUUUUGGUAAUGAAGAGAAGUGAAAAAGGUGCCAACUGGAGAAAGCAUUUGCAUUUCCCAGAACACUCUACCCAUAGCUGAACUUCAUGAGAGUAUCAUCACACAAGAACAGAAAUAAUUGUUAAAACAGAUAUAAUAAUUUUAAAUUUGGGUGCAGUUUGUGCAGAUAGCUACUACAGCUAAUGCUGUCAUGUCCUAUGAGAAUUUUGGUGAGCUGUAGAUGAAUUUUUUUCAUUAAGGCUGAAUUGAAACAUAUAUCCUUUGUCCUAAAGCCUUCAUUAAAAUGAAAAUCACAGAAUCACAGAAUUUGCUGAGUUGGAAGAGGCCCAUGAGAAUCAUUGAGUCCAGCUCCUGGCCCUGCACAGCACAAGCCCAAGAGUCACACCGUGUGCCUGAGAGCAUUGUCCAAAUGCUUCUUCAACCCUGUCAGGCUUCCCUGGGGAGCCUGUUCCAGUAUCCAACCACCCUCUAGGGAAGAAAAUUUUCCUAAUAUCCAACCUAAACCUCCUCUGAACGGCUCCAGGCCAUUCCCUGUCACUGGUCCCCAGAGAGAAGAGAUCAGUGCCUGCCCCUCCUCUUCCCUCCUAAGGAAGCUGUAACUGCAGUGAGGUCUGCUCUAUAAAUUUAGAACAGAUCAGAAGAGAACAAAGAGGAAAACAUUUUGUUGCUCUAGUACUUGAAUGCAGAAAGUCAAAGCACCAGAUUCUUCAAGUGUAUCUUUGUUUGUAGUGAUACUGAUAUUUUCAUGGGAUUUGGGAAAAGCAGCUAGCUGCCUAAAUUUCAAUGGGGAUUUAAGCACCCAGGCACUCAGGAAAAUCCUAGAAGAUGCCCACUUGAAUGUUUGAGUCAGAUUUUUAAAUAAAUUGAGUCACCUAAAUAAAAUAGAAUUAAAUUAAUUUCCAUGGAGACUAAAGGAAUAAUAUGUACCCGGUCCGUGUGAUUUGCAGUGUUUUUUAAUGAAAUGAGUUGUUUUGGGGACUUCAUGUAGACUUAGAGAAAUCUCUUCUAAAGCAGUUAAACAGUAAGCCACUGCUCUUGCAGAACAGGUUCUCACUGUUUCUCAUGCAUGUGUGUUUUCCAUGAACAUAGGCAUGCAUUUCAGGCUCAUGAUCCAGAAUUUGGACUACCUUUCAGAAGAGCUGGGUUGUUUAACCUCUGCUUGCAGAAAACAUUCAUUGGUGGUAGUAAGUGGAUGUCGUGUGCCUGAACUAAAAAUGUUUGGCUCAAAAGAAAUACUCAGAUUUUCUUAAUCUCAAGUGAUGUUCUUUCAGUUACUUUCUGUAGAUGUUUGUAUCCUCCCAUAAAUAAGGGGUGAUGUUGCACAAAACAAAGGAAGAGGAGAGUGGAUUCAUUGUAAAUGAACUUUCCCAGAGUGGAUCUGACUAUAAAGCUGUAAGAAUUAGUUGCUGUUAGCAAUCAUUCCAAGUUUUCAUUGCCUGAACUUCAGGUUUACUGUUCCUCAUGUCCCCCAGCACUAUGUAGGUCUAAAGCAUCCACCAGCUUUCCUAUAUUUGGGAAUUGUAAAUGAAAAAUUUUAUCUCCAAAUGAAAAUUAAUAUAGUAUCUCAUACCUACUACAUAGAUUACAGGUGUGAGAGAUGGAGAGAGCACAGUAGUAUGAGGAAACUUCAGGAGCAUCUUGAUCAGUGUUAAUUUAUUCCGUAGAGCACAUUUCCUGGCAGGUGGUCGUGCUGCUGCUCCCCCAAUAUGCAUCAGGUCUCUCUUGCAUAUAUUUAAUAAUUUGCUGCUCAUCAGGGGAAAAAUUGUCAUUUUCCAACCUGCCACCACCCCUGUCCUGCAUCAAGUGCUUCCUGUCUUCCCAAUUCCCAACCCUGAGCAGCCUCCCAGCUGCAGGGACAACCUCCCAGCCUUAACCUUGAAAACAAGGUUCCUCUAUCACUGCUUGUUGUUAAGUGCAGAGGCUCUUUCUCACAUUUAGAAACACUUAAUUGCCGUAGUAGAUUAUUUCUGGACAGGAAAAUGCUAAAUGUGGUUCAAAAGGAUGAAACUCAGUAUUUGCUUAAUAGUGUGUCAAAGCCUGUCUCUGGAGUUACAGUAAAAAUCCAGUGGAUCCACUGAGGAAAAGCUUCUUUGGUGAAACACCCCAUGCUGGAGCUAUCCAGCUGUGCAGGUUUCUCAGAGGGACAACUGACAGGGAAUUUGAGGUCCCCUUCUGCCAGGCAGCCUUACAGGGCCAUCAGGCUGGCAGCCCCUCGGGUGCCUUGAAGCCAGGCAGAGUGCAUCCAGCCUCUGGAACAAGUGGAUUUGGGUUUUUCCCUUAUCUAUGGGGAAAAAUCCACUGCAUCUUGUGGAGUAGCUGCUGCUGGAUGUUCCUAGGGUACUGAGUAUCACCAGGGCUUGUGGAAAAUAGAAACCUUUUUCCUGAGAGUAGUUAGAGGUACUGGAGAUGCCAGUUGUUACAGUAAUUGUGGUACCAGGAGGCACAGACCACAGGGGCUCCCCAGGGGACAGGGUCAGCGCAGGAGGAGCUGAGGUGUUGGUCAGCUGAAGAAACUUCACUGAUGUGUCUGAGAGGUUCUUUUGUGUGCCUGUGCAUAGGAGUGGGGGUGGAGGAUGCCUCCUUCCAAGGUGUAGAGAGGGCUUCCUUGGAAACAGAGCUGGGACCCUUUCCUUACUCCAGAGAUGGAGCAGGGGAAGGGAACCGUUCUGCCCAAGAAAAACUUGCUGCUGUUGAAUUGCAUUUUCUGGUCCCCAUCAGCCCUUUGAAGGGAGUUUUGAGGCAAAAUGGGUCAAUCACUGAGUACUGUGUCUCCAGCUGAGGAUCCUGGAGGGCAGCAACAGCAACAGCUCCAAACACCGACAGUCCAAACCUGUGUCUCAUUCCUCACCUCAUGCUCAUGCCGUGCCACCAGACCCAAUCCUCUUUCCUCCAGCCCAGCUGCCACAUGCCCAGGUGGCUGCAGGAGUAGCCCACUCAUGGUGGUGGGUGAUGUGGCCACUUUUCAGGGGAAAAUAAUAAUAUUUAGGCUACAGCCCUUGGACUCUGCAAGGCAGUGCAGUCAGAGGUCUUUUCACGACUGUGACCAGAACUGGAUAUGAACUGUAGCUUAAAAAAAUAGGAAUUUUGUAAACUUGAAAUCUCUCGGUUUUACCCUUUUCUCCUUUUGCUGGAAAGCCACAUGAUGAAUGUAUAUGCUUUAUCUUUCUAGCCAACAUAACUGAAAAUCAGACUGCCAACUCCUUGGUUUGUAUUAGCCUUUUUUUAAAAAAAAGAAAAGUUUGUGAGCAAUAUAUGUAGCAUGCUGUGAACGUCUGUUUUGAUCUUUAUAGUUACUCUUUAAUCCAUCAGUAUUAACACCAGUUCUUUUUUGUGUUCCCCUUGGUACUUUGUAUGCAGUGUAAGCAGAAGCUGUGAUCGGCUUUGCAGUCCUGUGCCAUGUUACUGUAACUCGUUGAUUUUUUAGGAAGCACCUGACUGUGGGCCACCCUGGGGCAGGUACGUGCCCGUACACGACUGCCACUUUUCGGUCUCUUGUACUAUGUAUAGUUCUAAGUAGAAUAAGCUUUUUAACAGAAUAUUGAUGCAGUUUAUGAGUCACGCAGGCUGCAAGUGUCUGGUGUGUGAGAGUCUUUGUAUUUAUAGUUGUUGGGGUUUGGUUUUUUGUUUUCUUGUUUUGUUUUGGUUUUUUUUUUUUUUUAAUUCAUAAAGUAGCAAACUUGAUAAACAUAGCCACUUUAAACUGCUCUUGCUAAACAGACCCUGCUGUAGAUAAGAUACCACUGUAGAUACAGGGAGAAGCACCAGCCACCCUCUCUGGGCUGUGGCUGAGCUGAGCCCCUGUCUGCACAGAGCACGGUCCGAGCCACACGGCCACCCUGUGCCCACACAGAGACCCAAAGGGAGCAAAGGCUGGGCCUGGCAUCUAUUUCAGCCCCUGUGCCCCCUGUCAGCCUGCUGCUGGCCACCCACACUCUGCUCACCAAUGCACAGGGCAAGCCAGAGCUCGCUGGCAUGAGAGGGACGGACAGACCAGCUGCUGCACCACAAACAUGGUCACGGCACUUGUGCAGCAAAAAGCUUCCAAGCCUCCCUCGAGUGCAGGAUUUAGCCCUUGAUUUGCUGAGUGCAGAGCCUGGCACAUGGGGGUGAGAAGCAGCAUUGGCUCCCUGUUGGCAGCCGUGGGUCUGAGCCCCUUGGCUGGCAGCAGGCAGGGCAGCACCCUGCCCAGAGAGAGGUUUCAUUGCAGCUCCCACCUCUGACCCUCUGGACAGGGGGUGAAUUGUACCCAGCCCAGCCCAGCAGCUCUCAGCUUCUCGCCUCCUUGUGCUACGGCCAUGCAGGUGUUUUGGGACAAAGCUCUGAUACUGUACCUCCCUCCCACCACCAGGAAGUGUGGUAGCUCUGUGGGUGCCCAGUCCCUACAGCAUCCUGUGGGCAGGUGGCACGUCUCCUGUGCUGCCUCCCAGGUCACACCUGUCCUGAGCUCUGGAGAUAGGCCAUGGGCUCCAUGCUUUCACAGGAGGUUUGCCUGCAAGGGGAGGCAGCUGCUAGGAGCUCACUGUGGGUUCCCACAGCAGCUUUUAUCAUUUCUUUCCUAUUGUUGCUGGUUGGGUUUGUUGUUUUGUUUUGUUUUUUUUUGAAAGGACAGACUGACCUAGUGGGAUGGAAUAUUUUGUGUGUGACUUUUGUUAGUUUUUAAGUUACCCGACUUGAAUUUAUCUGAACAGAUGCAGAAGGAACUUUCUUUUUUUGUGAGUUAAGAGACAAAAACGCAUUUUUAAACAAAGGAAUCAUGUAUUAACAUUUUAACAGCAAUUCAUAAAUCUGCACUUUUUAUGAGGUUUUGAAAAAUCUAUUUAUAGGUACGGAACAAUGGGGUUUGUUUAAAAACUGUAUCGCAUUUAUACUUGCUGAAAUUACUUUCAUUGUUAUCAGUAGGAAUUUCAUUGGUUAAAUAAAAUGGAUAAAACCUGA